GGGGAAUAGAGUGCGUAAGCAAGAGAAGACUGAACUGGGAAGCGACUGUGGCACGUGGGUGCAGCGAUGGGCAAAAAAGAGAAGAAAGUUGCUGUGGCUUCCGCUGCUCCGCGGAAGGGGCUUCUCGCCCGCGGUAGCCAUAUGAAGAAAAAAACAAAUUCAAAACCAGAUUGCCUGAAUGAGCAAGAAAUUCCAUAUCGGUUGCGGGAAAUCAUGAGGAGCCGGGAUGAUCUAAAAAACCCUACCCGCAAGAAGAAGAAAAAGAAAACUGCAAAUAAGCAGAGGCCUCAGUCAGAGGGUGACAUACCAGUACCGAAGUUCAGGAGACGGCGAGGGGAGACAGAAAACUCAUACAAUAAACGUAUGGACCGGGAAAUUGAGCACGUGCGCUUCCUCACUGAAAACCAGAUGCAACGUGAGCCUGAAAAAGAGAUACAAGUCCAAGAAAAGUCACAGAAGAAAAAAGAAUUUCAGAAGAAGAGGCUGGAAAAAAUACGUAAGCAAAAAACAGAGAAAAAAAUAACCAUGUUGGAGAAGGACCUUUUCAAAGACUCAGUAAAAUUUGGAGAAGUUGCUCUACAGCCUCCCACACUUACAGCGAAACCCAGGAAGAGUGUUAUCAAAGACAAGGGUGAUCAGAGGCAGCAACUUCUGCUAACGUCUCUUUUGGGCUCUGGCAGAAAGGCCAGUGUUAAAAAAUCAGUCCAUGCCUCUCUCGCUCGCCAAAGGAUCGUUCAAGAGGAGAGAGAAAGGGUUGUCCAGGCUUAUCGGGAUAUGAAGAAAAGGAAACAGAAGCAGCAACAGCAGUUGAAGGAAAGCUUUCUUGCUAUAGACAAACUAAAGAAACCAGCCUGAGUUGGCAGAACAGUUCUGUCAUUCCGAGACACACAAUGCCAUUACAAACCAAUUGUAGAAUGACAAGCCAAGUCUGCUGUCUUUCUCUUUUCCACUUCGAAUGAAAGUAACCAGCAACACUGAUAACCAGAAUAACAGCUUUGUGAGGUAGCAAAUCCAAGUUUACACACUUUGCUUUUCUGAGCAGACCAGUUUUUUAAAAAAAGUGUUUCUUGUAUCCCAGUUUGUUGAAUUUGUAACAUGAAAAACACAGACCCAAUACUUGUUACUUCCAAAAGGAUUAGCAAUUCAAAUUGACUACAAGAAUCAGAGCUAGUUUUCAGGUACCAAUCUAUAUUGAUGUUUUUUAUAAGCCUCCUUCUGAUGUUGAGGAAAACUCUUCUCCAGAUAGACAUUGCAUUCCUUUUGGAAUUUUUUUAAUCUAUGUAUGUUUUCCCCAUACCUGGAUUAUCACAAAAAAAAUGUGAAAAACCAAAACAAUCCAGGCUGGGUCCCUCUUUGGAGUUUAGUUACCAGUUUCUGAAUCAAAGUCGGAGAUAUUUUGAAGAGCUUGGACCAUCUCCUCCAAGAUGUUAUCAGAGGCAGAUGAAUUGGAUUAAAAUACGUUCCAAUACAAAUGGAUCUUGUUGCUAGUUUUGCUGGCUCUCGUUGAAAAUGAUUUCCUUGCAGAAGAGAAAUGGGACUGCUACUCCAAGGGCAGCUACUGUAUGGACAUCCACCAUUAAAUAGCAGCAAAAACUUUGAUUGGAUGAAAGUCCUUAAGAUAGGAUAAGGCAGAAGGUACACUUCCUUGGCAGAGGUUUAAGAUGAAGAGGAAGCAACGUGUUUUAUUUUGCAGAGCAUUUUUGCCAACUUUACGAAAGCGAUCAGAAGAAAACGAUGGUACCAUCUUCUGUCUUGCCCUUCCAAAUCCUGGUGCUGUUGUGCAGAAACAAGAACAUGCAUUGGCAAAAACCAAUGAAAGAGCUUAAAUAAGGAAAUAAAGUGGUAUUGCUAUGCCCAGCAACAGUCACACUGUGUUCUUGACUCUACAAGCCAAAAUUAUUUUAAAA
Molecule: messenger RNA, 1907 nt
Organism: Pseudonaja textilis
Lineage: Eukaryota; Metazoa; Chordata; Lepidosauria; Squamata; Elapidae
Gene: CCDC137
Product: coiled-coil domain containing 137
Cellular component (GO): nucleus
Source: RefSeq, a predicted model, not a curated record